This is a messenger RNA of Toxoplasma gondii ME49, 2368 nucleotides long. RefSeq names its product ribosomal protein RPL27 (gene RPL27). Gene Ontology annotation, biological process: translation. The record is from RefSeq and is a predicted model, not a curated record. Gene Ontology annotation, molecular function: structural constituent of ribosome. Gene Ontology annotation, cellular component: ribosome; mitochondrial large ribosomal subunit. The coding region runs from base 882 to 2072 and encodes 396 amino acids. The transcript is spliced from 3 exons. NCBI's taxonomy places the organism in Eukaryota, Apicomplexa, Conoidasida, Eucoccidiorida, Sarcocystidae.
CAUUUUUCGUGGUUAACACUGCGCAAAGAUACCUGGUGACAACAGCAUGCGACUGUGACGACAUGCGCUGCGCUCUGAGAUCGGCACUCGAUAUGUCUUGUAUAAGAGAGCCCGGAUGGGAAUAUGAAUUGAGGACCACAGAGGAAGAGUCCGAGACAAGUUGUGAUAAACACAAAAGUGUGCUGACAAGAAGCUAGCUUCAUGGCUUCUCGCUGCCCUGUGAACAGCUCUGAGACGGUUGUCCCGGAGGGUUGUCCAGAAACGAUGUGGCUCUCUUAUCGGCGGAAUUAAGUUCACAGUCCGUGUUUCUUUCCUCCCGCGUGCACCCUGUCUCGCCCAUUUCUCUCGUAUGUGAAUUUGACGCAGACUGCUGCUGUGCGUUGCGCCAAUACUCCGCGCUGUCGAGCGGGAACCAUCCACAUCAGGCGUUGUCUCCCAAUUCCAGAGACAAUGGACUUUGGCACAGUCUCCCAAUUCUGUACGCUUCUCUGACGAGAGGUGGACAAACGUUUAGACCUUCCCUCAGAAGCCUGAGAACUAUUUGGAGUCAAGCUGCGUUUCCUUCUGUUUCUCGUUCAAGUUCUGUCAGUCUUUCCAGUUCUCAGACUAUACCACACAGCAGUCGUAAAGAACCUUGUUGUCUCUAUCUGGCAACUGGAGUCAUGUUCAGUAUCCUGCGUGCUACAAUGUCUCUGUUUGACUUGCCUUAUAGAGUCCUGGAUCGUUGAUUAUUUGUUUCGAGACAUCAACUACUUACAAUGUGACAGUUGCAGUACCUGGUGUAGCUAAGAUCGUUAUGCGCUUGUGCGUGUGUCCGGGUAACGCGAUGCUCGCUGGCAGCUUCGCUGUCCGUCAGAGGUUCCUCGAUCUUUUCUCGCGCUAUGGGCCGCAGCUCCCUCGCCUUCGUGGCCUCUGCCUGCUUCCUUCUCUGCGUUUCUGUCCCCGUUAGCCGCCUGGGUGUCGCGAGCGUUAUCGUUGGGCAGCCGGACACAGCACAACACAGCAGGCAAUUUGCCUUCGGCUUCUGUGGGCCUCGCAAACAUGGUUCGCUCGCUUGUUCUGAAUCUCGUCACACGAUCGUGGAGCGUAUGAGCGUGCCGUCGCUCUUUCCUUUGAAAUCAGCGUCGUUGCGAGAGCGCUCUGAAGGAGUACAACGGCGGCCACUGAACCUGUCGUGGCUGUAUCCGACGGCUUCCCGUUUCGGGAUUCCCUCCAGGACGACUGCUCCGUGUGGUGGUACGCGGCCGACUCUUUGCAGAGCCUGCCCUUCUCCUUCAGUGUCGGACUGCGGUUCGCGAAGCCUUGCCUCCCCGAAGUUUGUCCACGGCCUUGGCCCGCAGGACCGAGGACGGAGUGGAUCUCACAGUCUUCUGUUUUCUCCACACAAACUGGGACGAAACGACGCGUGGAGCUACACGCGGGAGACCGCUGAUCUUUCUCCGGGAGCUCGAACCACUUUUCUUUGGGCCACGAAGAAAGGCGGCGGAAGCACGAAGAAUGGACGCGACAGUCAACCGAAGUUCCUCGGCGUAAAGAAGUUCGGCGGCGAAUUCGUCUUACCAGGGCACAUCCUCGUGCGGCAGCGCGGCACGCGAUACAAAGCAGGCGAUGGUGUGCGUUUAUGUCGCGAUGACUCCCUGACGGCCGUCCGGAGCGGGUAUGUCGACUUCCUGCCCGUGUACAAAUUUGAGUAUCACUUCAGAAAGCGUCGUUGGCUGAAAAGACACCGGAGACGCGUACAUGCAGGCUUCUUAGUUUCUGUCCUUGACAGCAUGGAAGAGUCGCGUGGCCACCAAAAGCGGCAGGAGCUCGUGCUUCUGCGAACCCUGGCUUCUUCGUGGGUCAACGGCCACACCUUCAGCCCUGCUGUACCAUCCUUAGAAGAGGAGCGCGUACGCAUCGAUGAGCAGGGUUCCGACUUUAGCGAAUUCUCGGUCCACGAAUCGAUGCAGGGACAACGACGCGCUGCCGCGGACGGCACUGAGGGGUUGUUGGCCGACUCUGUUGAAAGCGAGAAUCGGGGAGUGAAUGCACUCGAUAAAGGGCUCCUGCUUGGAGCUACCCACGUCUGAGCAGCGACCUGAGUUGCUGAAGGCCGUCUGCAGUUUUUGGUUUUCACAAGACGUUCUUUGUGACCCAAAGUUUCGCCGCUGAGCCUCAGCUCAUUUGUUCGAAAGCAGGGAGACUGCUUUCAGGUGCCUUCUACUGCUCAGUAAAUGUUCACUUGCCUGCAUGGUAAGGGAGAGAUCUGGAGACGCCUUUAGGCAAAUUGCCCAUGAAGGCCACACGGCAAGGCGUUUCAUGUGUUGUACGAGUGUUCGUGAGCUAUGUAGAUUCACGGUGACACAAGGACACCUGCUUCUCCCCG